Chaetomium fimeti is the source of this 5106-nucleotide messenger RNA. RefSeq names its product P-loop containing nucleoside triphosphate hydrolase protein. The record is from RefSeq and is a predicted model, not a curated record. Gene Ontology annotation, molecular function: ATP binding; ABC-type transporter activity; ATP hydrolysis activity. The coding region runs from base 371 to 5038 and encodes 1555 amino acids. NCBI's taxonomy places the organism in Eukaryota, Fungi, Ascomycota, Sordariomycetes, Sordariales, Chaetomiaceae. Gene Ontology annotation, biological process: transmembrane transport. Gene Ontology annotation, cellular component: membrane. The transcript has 9 exons.
GCCAAAGACCGAGUUAGGGACCUCGCUCUCUUUUUCACCUUUUUUUAUUAAUGUAGAUUCUUUCCCCCAUCGGUGCGACCGCUGAAAUACGGCAACCGCCACAGUCUCUAGUAUAGAGCUGAAACCAAUGUGAUUGUUUUACAUUCAAGCAACCACGUCGCCUCGUCCACGUGUAUCGCUUGCUUUUCUCGCUGAUCGUCACAGCGAACGAGCUAAACGCCAAACGGAUCGUCCGAGCUCGCAUAUCGCUGUCAAGCGCUGCGUCUUCUUCAACAUCCACCACCGGAUGGAAACCACCAAACACAACUUACACGGUUUCACCUGACAUGUCACUUCUGUACACCAUUCCGACAUCAUAAUAUUUGUGCCAAUGGGGCCGGCCGAUUACAGCGAUGGCCUGCCACAGGCGCAAAAGGUCAUGUUCGAGACGGGCUCCUUCACCGGUUACCGCCAUGUCGUGUCGGAGCUUGGGAGCGGCUAUCUGAGUGCUGCGCGCGUCUUCGCCCAGCCAUUAUGCGGAAACGAGGAGGGAUGGGGCCCGAUGAGCCCGUUUCGAUACGACUUCACGCCAUGUUUUAUCGACGUGUGGGUAGCUGUGGUGGCGGCCUUUGGCAUCUUUGUUGGUGCAAUUGCCGUUUGGUGGCUGCUUAAGAGGAAGCAAUCGACACCCGUAUCGAAGGACUGGCAUUUCUGGACAAAACAGACGCUCCUCGGCCUCAUCAUCGCCGAUGUUGCCGUCCAAUUAGGUUUCCAGAUCGCCAGAUAUCGGGAUAUCUGGUACGGCGACUUCAGGGUCUACACUACCGCUGCCACCAUCCUCUCGCUUUUCGUCGUCUUCGCCAUCCAAUGGCUCGAGCACUCGCGACUCCGAAACGCAAACGGCGUUGUUCUGUUCUACUGGCUGUUCCUCCUGAUCGCGCUGGCGGUCAAGCUUCGGUCCCUGAUUUCGCAGCAAGUCUACGCCCAGAGCCUGCCAUACUUCGUCACAUAUGUCGUCGGCUUCGGUCUUUCCGUGGUCGAAUUCCUCUUGGAGUGGCUGUGGCCAAAGAAGAAUAGCGCGUACGAGGCCUUGGUCGACGAGGAGGAAUGCCCCGCAGAAUACGCUACUGUCUUCUCCCGCCUCACCUUUUCGUGGAUGACGCCCAUGAUGAAGUACGGCUACUCCGCCUUCCUGACGGAGGAGGACCUCUGGGGUCUGUCAAAGGACGACGCGACCAAGUCAACUGGUGACGCCUUUGACAAGAUGUGGCAGUACGAGUUGGAACAUCGGAAGCACCCUUCGCUCUGGCGAGCGCUUUUUGGGGCUUACGGCAGCCCUUACAUGCUUGCGGCAGUUUUCAAAGUCAUGAACGACGUCUCACAGUUCACCCAGCCGCAGCUCCUGAGGUUUCUAAUCGCUUUUGUGGCCUCCUACAACAACGGGAACGAGCCCCAGCCCGUCAUCAAGGGCGCUGCUAUCGCACUCGCCAUGUUUGCCAUUGCCGUCUUCCAGACAACCAUGGUUCAUCAGUACUUCCAGCUGACCUUCGUCACCGGAAUGAGAAUCAAGGGUGGCCUGUCUUCCUCCAUUUAUAAGAAAGCGCUGAAGCUGUCAAACGAGGGCCGGGCAUCCAAGACCACUGGAGACAUCGUUAACUACAUGGCGGUCGAUGCCCAGCGGCUGCAAGACCUUACUCAGUUCGGCCAGCAGAUAUGGUCGGCUCCCUUCCAGAUCAUCAUCUGCAUGGUUUCGCUCUACCACUUGGUCGGGUGGUCCAUGUUGGCAGGCAUUGGCGUCAUGAUCUUCAUGAUCCCCAUCAACGGCAUGAUUGCUCGCAUCAUGAGGAACUUGCAGAAAGCACAGAUGAAGAACAAGGAUGCCAGAAGCCGGCUGGUUGCCGAGAUCGUCAACAAUAUGAAGAGUAUCAAGCUCUACGCCUGGGGAGCGGCUUUUAUGAACAAGCUGAACUACAUCAGGAACGAUCAGGAGUUGAAAAACCUGCGCAAGAUCGGCGCCGGCCAGGCCUUUGCCAACUUUACCUGGUCUAGCACUCCGUUCCUGGUCUCCUGUUCCACCUUCGCCGUAUUUGUGCUUACCACUGACCGUCCCCUGACAACGGACAUUGUCUUCCCUGCUCUAGCUCUGUUCAACCUCCUCACCUUUCCCUUGGCGGUUCUCCCCAUGGUAAUUACCUCGUUCAUCGAGGCGAGCGUUGCCGUUGGCCGCCUCACUUCGUACCUGGUCGCCGAAGAAGUCCAGCCUGAGGCCAUUGUCGUAAAGCCGCCUGUCGAGAUUUUGGGGGAGGAGUCCGUGUUGAUCCGUAACGCUUCUUUCUCCUGGAAUCGCCACGAGGACAAGACGGCGCUGAAGGACAUUAACUUCAGCGCCCACAAGGGCGAUCUGUCCUGCAUUGUUGGCCUCGUCGGUGCAGGCAAGAGCUCUCUCCUGCAGAGUAUCCUCGGUGAUCUGUGGAAGGUGAAGGGCGACGUCGAGGUCCACGGAAUGGUGGCCUACGUUAGCCAGUCGCCGUGGAUCAUGAACGCUACUGUCCGGGAAAACAUUAUCUUUGGCUACCGGUACGACUCUAACUUCUACGAAAAGACCGUGAAGGCUUGCGCUCUUCUGGAUGACUUUGCCCAACUCCCUGAUGGCGACGAGACCGUUGUCGGAGAGCGCGGGAUCGCACUCAGCGGCGGCCAAAAGGCCCGCGUUGCUCUGGCGAGAGCCGUCUACGCGAGGGCGGACAUCUAUCUCAUGGACGACUGCCUCUCCGCCGUUGAUUCCCAUGUUGGACGCCACAUCAUCGAUAACGUUCUCGGCCCCAAGGGCCUGCUUAGCUCGAAGACAAGGAUUCUCGCUACCAACUCGAUUCCUGUCCUUGUCAAGUCAGACUACAUCUGCAUGAUUAAAGAGGGCGAAAUCACCGAGAGGGGCACCUACCAGCAGCUCACGGCAAUGAGGGGCGCCGUCUUCGAUCUGAUCAAGACUGCCGGGCAAAACGACUCGGGCUCCAGUUCCCCGGUUGCGUCCCCUAGUGACAGCGACAGCGAGACGUCGACUAUUAUUGAGGCAGCGAGCAGCAGCCAGGACAAAGAAGAGCUAGAGGAAGCCCAGGAAAGGCUGAGCGCACUCCAAGCCAUCAAACCCGGCCCUGGCAGCUCUUCUUACCAGGCCCAGAAACCGCGGGCUGGGAGCAUGGCUACCCUGCGGCGCGCCAGUGCCGCCAGCUUCAAGGGCCCACGGGGCAAGCUUCACGACGAGGAAGCCCCCAGCAAGACCAGACAGGCCAAGGAGCACUUGGAGCAAGGCAAAGUCAAGUGGUCAGUCUACGGUGAAUAUGCCAAGGCGAACAAUCUCGUGGCCGUUGCUAUCUACCUCUUUGCCCUCGUUGCUGCUCAAACGGCCCAGAUUGCCGGGAGCGUUUGGCUCAAGAGCUGGGCCGAUAGGAACACCAAGGCCGGCAGUAACCCCGAAGUUGGCAAGUACAUCGGCAUCUACUUCGCGUUCGGCAUCGGCGCUGCCGCCCUGACGGUCAUACAGACCCUCAUUCUCUGGAUCUUCUGCUCCAUUGAGGCAUCCCGCAAGUUACACGAAAAAAUGGCCACCGCCAUCUUCAGAUCGCCCAUGUCCUUCUUUGACGUUACGCCGGCUGGCCGCAUUCUAAACCGGUUCUCGAGCGACAUCUACCGUGUCGAUGAAGUACUUGCCCGAACCUUCAACAUGCUGUUCAACAACCUCGCGAAGUCGUUGUUCACCCUUGUCGUCAUCACGGUCACGGUGCCUCCUUUCGCCGCCUUUAUCGUUCCGUUAGGCCUGAUGUACAUGUGGAUCCAGCGGUACUACCUUCGGUCUUCCCGAGAGCUCAAGAGAUUGGACAGCGUGAGCCGCAGCCCAAUUUAUGCUCACUUCCAGGAGUCUUUGGGCGGCAUCUCCACCAUCCGUGCAUACCGCCAGCAGGACAGGUUCGAGCUCGAGAAUGAGUGGCGAGUGGAUGCCAACCUUCGGGCUUACUUCCCCUCCAUCAGCGCUAAUCGAUGGCUGGCCGUGAGGCUCGAGUUCAUUGGUGCGAUUGUCAUCCUGGCUGCCGCUGGGCUCGCUGUCAUCGCGGUGGCGAGCGGCACCAAACUCAGUGAGGGGAUGGUCGGUCUGGCCCUAUCCUACGGCUUGCAGAUUACCACGUCUCUCAACUGGAUCGUCCGCCAAACGGUCGAGGUGGAGACCAACAUCGUGUCCGUGGAGCGCGUGCUCGAGUACGCGGCGCUGCCGAGCGAGGCGCCCGAGAUCAUCCACCGCAGCCGGCCGGCGGUGAGCUGGCCGUCGCGUGGCGAGGUUGAGUUCAAGAAUUACAGUGCGCGCUAUCGCGAGGGGCUCGAUCUUGUGCUCAAGAAUAUUAACCUGGAUAUCAAAUCACACGAGAAGAUUGGCGUCGUGGGACGCACGGGAGCCGGGAAAUCCUCCUUGACUCUCGCCCUCUUCAGGAUCAUUGAGCCUGAUACGGGUAACAUUAGCCUUGAUGGCCUCAACACGUCAACCAUCGGCCUGCUAGAUCUCAGGCGACGUCUUGCCAUCAUCCCGCAGGAUGCGGCUCUCUUUGAGGGCACCAUUCGGGACAAUCUGGACCCCGGCCACGUCCAUGAUGACACGGAGCUUUGGAGCGUUCUUGAACACGCCCGGCUAAAGGACCACGUUGCCUCCAUGGACGGCGGGUUGGAGGCCAAGAUCCACGAAGGAGGCUCCAACCUCUCCCAGGGCCAACGCCAACUGGUCUCGCUCGCGCGGGCGAUGCUGACCCCCUCCAACAUCCUGGUGCUCGACGAAGCCACGGCCGCCGUCGACGUGCAGACGGACGCGAUGCUGCAGACGACGCUGCGCGGCCCGCUGUUCGCCAACCGCACCAUCAUCACCGUCGCCCACCGCAUCAAUACCAUCCUCGACAGCGACCGCGUCGUGGUGCUCGACAAGGGCGAGGUGGCCGAGUUUGAUACGCCGGCGGAGUUGAUUAAGAGGCGGGGGGUGUUUUAUGGGCUGGUCAAGGAGGCGGGGCUGUUGGAGGAGUAAGGUCUCUCUCUCUCUCUCUCUCUCUCUCUCUCUCUCUCCAGAAGCCGGAAGAAGGGGGGGUGGGUGCG